CCCUCGGCUUGGCAAUGCGUGCGAGCUGAGCGCAAAGACAAACCGAAACCUUUCUCUUUUCGCGACUGCAUUAGGAAGAGACGUUCGAACCGGCCGGAUUUUUACCUACAAUUAAAGAACCGGUAUUUAAAACAUCUUUUUGAAAAUGUACGACCGUUUGGAUCCCCGGGGUGACCGAGAAGGAUUUUCUCAAGACAAAAUGGGUUGUGCUGUCUGAGCGGUAGCCUGCGUUUCCCCCCCUUUGGUUAAGGUUUGCAAUGGAACUAGCUUUUUUGGCUUUUUGUAUUUGAAUCCUACUGCGCAACCCAGACGGAUCACGUGGGUCGCGCGGAGUUGAUCGAUUUACUCAAAUAUAUCAAAAGAUAAACGGAAAGGUUGUAAAAAAAAUAUUUUUUUUUGCCUGGGCGAUAGACGAUACUUGAAAUAAAAACAACGGCUGGGGUUAACCGCAAUAUUUUUUAUGCGUGUGUAAAAUGGAGACGCACAUUUCGUGUCUCUUCCCGGAAAUUUUAGCCAUGAUUUUCAGUUACUUGGAUGUGAGGGACAAAGGCAGAGUGGCCCAAGUGUGUACCGCUUGGAGGGACGCGUCUUACCACAAGUCGGUCUGGAGAGGGGUCGAAGCCAAGUUACAUUUGAGGAGGGCCAACCCGUCCCUGUUCCCUAGUCUCCAGGCCCGGGGAAUCCGGAGAGUGCAGAUUCUAAGCUUGAGGCGCAGCCUCAGCUACGUGAUACAGGGGAUGCCGAAUAUCGAGAGCCUAAACCUUAGCGGCUGCUAUAACUUAACGGAUAACGGCCUGGGGCACGCUUUCGUACAGGAAAUCCCUUCGCUGCGGGUCCUCAACCUCAGCCUGUGCAAGCAGAUCACCGACUCCAGCCUGGGCAGAAUCGCCCAGUACCUGAAAAACUUGGAGGUGCUGGAACUUGGCGGGUGCAGCAAUAUCACCAACACGGGUCUGUUACUCAUCGCGUGGGGCUUGCACAGGCUGAAGAGUCUCAACCUUCGCAGCUGCCGACAUGUGUCGGACGUUGGCAUCGGACACCUGGCCGGCAUGACCCGGAGCGCGGCCGAGGGUUGUCUCAACCUGGAGUACCUAACCUUACAAGACUGUCAAAAGUUGACGGACCUGUCCCUCAAGCACAUCUCAAAAGGCUUGACGAAGCUCAAAGUGCUCAACCUAAGUUUCUGCGGGGGGAUCUCGGACGCUGGUAUGAUUCAUUUGUCCCACAUGACCAGUCUGUGGAGCCUUAACCUUCGGUCGUGUGACAACAUCAGCGACACGGGCAUCAUGCAUCUGGCCAUGGGCACUCUGAGGUUGUCGGGACUGGACGUAUCGUUUUGCGACAAGAUUGGUGACCAAAGCCUGGCGUACAUAGCUCAGGGUCUCUACCAGUUGAAAUCGUUGUCUCUGUGCUCCUGUCACAUAAGUGACGAUGGCAUCAACAGGAUGGUGCGGCAGAUGCACGAGCUCAGAACCCUGAACAUUGGCCAGUGCGUGCGGAUUACAGACAAAGGACUCGAGCUCAUUGCAGACCACUUGACACAGUUGACUGGAAUCGAUCUGUAUGGAUGUACAAAAAUCACUAAACGGGGACUGGAGAGGAUAACACAGCUUCCUUGCCUUAAAGUUUUAAACCUGGGACUAUGGCAGAUGACCGAAAGUGAAAAAGUGAGGUGAAACUUGUGCGAUAUAGGGGGAGA
This is a messenger RNA of Conger conger (European conger), 1699 nucleotides long. RefSeq names its product F-box/LRR-repeat protein 14. NCBI's taxonomy places the organism in Eukaryota, Metazoa, Chordata, Actinopteri, Anguilliformes, Congridae. Gene Ontology annotation, molecular function: protein binding. The transcript has a single exon. The record is from RefSeq and is a predicted model, not a curated record. Gene Ontology annotation, cellular component: SCF ubiquitin ligase complex. Gene Ontology annotation, biological process: SCF-dependent proteasomal ubiquitin-dependent protein catabolic process. The coding region runs from base 474 to 1676 and encodes 400 amino acids.